Messenger RNA from Dunckerocampus dactyliophorus (ringed pipefish), 2095 nucleotides. It is a transcript of the gene cltb, whose product is annotated as clathrin, light chain B. The coding region runs from base 251 to 916 and encodes 221 amino acids. The record is from RefSeq and is a predicted model, not a curated record. The transcript is spliced from 6 exons. Gene Ontology annotation, cellular component: postsynaptic endocytic zone cytoplasmic component; synaptic vesicle membrane; clathrin coat of coated pit. Gene Ontology annotation, biological process: clathrin coat assembly; clathrin-dependent endocytosis; intracellular protein transport. Lineage: Eukaryota; Metazoa; Chordata; Actinopteri; Syngnathiformes; Syngnathidae. Gene Ontology annotation, molecular function: structural molecule activity; clathrin heavy chain binding.
UUAGACUGGCAGGUUCCAUCAUUGAUGAUGAACCAAGUGGAGAAAUCAUGAAUCAUCGGUGAAGUCGAAGCUAUGACCAAAGACUAAUUUGACGUUUCAACGCUGCCCACGCCGGCAUCGUUCUAUCGUUCAAUUUUCCAUUCUAGAAUUUGAAUCCAGUCGCUGCAUCGUUACCCUAUUUUAACUAGGCUUGGUUUGCCUGCUGACACACACAUUUAGCUUAGUAAAACUUGUAAACACUUUGUGAAAGAUGGCUGACAACGGCUCACACUCGACGGAAGAGGACCCGGCCGCCGAGUUCCUGGCCCAGCAGGAGAAUGAGAUAGCGGGGAUAGAGAACGACGCGGAAGACUUCGGGGAGCUGGACGGGGAGGACGGCCAACAGCCCCCCCAGCAACCGACGACUAACUACGACCUUUUUGCGGAGGAGCCCGCCACAGUGAACGGGGAUAUGUUUCAGGAGUCCAAUGGCCCCACAGACAACUACGCAGCCAUCGCCCAAGUGGAUAUUCAGAGGCAAGAGCCAGAAAGUCUUCGCAAGUGGAGGGAGGAGCAGAAAGAACGCCUGGAGGCUUUAGACUCGGCAGCCAAGGCAGCCGAGGCAGAGUUGAGAGAGAAGGCCAAGAAGGAGCUGGAAGACUGGCAUGUACACCAGAAUGAGCAGAUGGAGAAGAACAAGGCCAACAACAGGAUUGCUGACAAGGCUUUCUACAAACAGCCCAGCUCUGAUCUUGUAGGCUUUGUAGCGUCCGAGGAGGCCUUCCUGGCCGAGAGCAACGGUGACUGUCCCGGAUCGGCGUGGGAGCGAGUAGCCCAUCUGUGCGACUUCAACCCAAAAACCAACAAGCAGGCAAAGGACGUGUCUCGAAUGCGCUCUGUCCUCAUCUCGCUCAAACAGACCCCACUCGUCCGCUAGGCUAGAGGACUAACUGCACACUAACUUUGCCUUUUCACUUGUAACCACACCUCACAUCAUAAGUUUGUAAUCCCAGUUUUCAACAACAAAAAAACUCCUAUAUGCAUAUACACACCGUAUAUACAACCCGUAAAUUCCGGACUAUAAGCCACUACUUUUUUCACACACUUUGAACCCUGCCGCUUAAACAAUGAUGCGGCUAAUUUAUUAUUCAUGAUGCUUCGUGUGCAGAUUCAGGAAGUAGUGAAUUGGACAAGUCAUAUGCAGCGAUCGUUUUUUGAUCUGACAAAUCUUAAGUAAGUUUGAGCAAGUGUAGAAUCACUACAGCUUCUGCUUGGACAGUGGCAGCUGCUGAACUCCAGUGGAAAAAAAAAACCAUCAGCAGCAUGCUAACGAGUGCCGCUGAGGACACAGAAAGUAGGUAGGAUUGCAAGGUUUAUAGUGUGUCUUUCUGUGUAAAUAUCCCAUGUUACAAGGUGGACACCUGCGGCUUAUAGACAAGUGCAGCCUACUGUAUGCAUGUACCAAAAAAAAAAUCUCUUUAAAUUAGGUGGGUGUGCUCAAAGGUCCGUAAUUUACGGUGUAUAAAUAACCAUCCCAAUUUUCUUGAUGCCUAUUUUAUUAGAAUAAUCAUCUCACUCUUGUGGGAAUAUGAAGGACUGCUGCAUUAUUUUAUCAUUGCCGAAGAAAAUAUUGUUACUGUAAGUUAACUAUUUGUUACCCUUUUUAAAUUUAUGAAUAUUUAGGUCAAUUUUAAUGCAUGUCUUUUAUUUUGUCGUUUUCCAGUCAAAACUUUCUUAUUGAGCACAUUGCAGUGUAGAUUGUAACCACUUAUGCCUCUCAGUAAUAUAGAACCACAAACCACGGAACGUUCGCUGUAGCCUAUAGCCUCGAUUUGCAGCUUUAAUCGUCUCCAUCUCGGAAAAAUUGAAGCGCUAUGACUUAAUUUGCAAAAGUAAAAUGAGGGAAAAAAUGGCCCACAACCAAAUAUUUUAACUCCUGCGUUUGAAUUUCAAAUAAAAAGGUGUGUGCUGCAUUCUCAUUUCAUCCAUAUUUUAUAAGCUGCAGUCUGCUCCAUGUCAAUUUUCACAUUCUUUCACAUGUUGCCUAUUUGGGAAAACCUGAGGAAAGUGAAUGUUAAAAGGGAGUUGGUCAAUUAAAAAACAUAAUGGAAGGUCA